AUGCGUGAUGGCCACUCGGCAGCUGUAGACAUCACCGUUCCCGAUACAACUGGAUCCACUUUUUCCCGAAUCCUCUCUUCUUCAUCCAACCCCUCCCAUUGCCGACUUAUACACUCAAAGGAAGCAAUGGAGAAGAAGAUCACUGAGAAGAUCGCGGCUCUGCCGCCAGAUGCCAACUACUUUUCCUUGGAGUUCUUCCCUCCAAAGACCCGGAUGGGUUUUGCCAACCUGUCCGCGCGUCUGGAGCGGAUGGCUCAAGCACUCCGUCCUCUGUUCGUUACGGUUACUUGGGGUGCCGGCGGUAGCACCGCAGCACGAUCGCUCGAACUGGCGGAAGUAUGCCAGCGCCAACUGCAGUUGACGACCGUCCUUCAUCUGACAUGUACGAACAUGAGCCGCAAACUGGUGGAUAUGGCUCUAGAUGAGGCUAAGGUUCUCGGAAUUCGCAACAUCCUGGCCCUGCGAGGAGACCCGCCCCGCAGUGAGGAAUAUAACAUGCACGGAGAGGAUGAUAGCAACAAGGAUUUCACUUUUGCCGUUGAUCUGGUACGAUAUAUUCGCGAGACACAUGGCGACUACUUCUGUAUCGGUGUUGCCGCAUAUCCAGAGGGCCAUCCUGCCGACACGUUCCAAGACGUCCAGGAUCCGGUUAGAGAUAUGCCUUAUCUGGUCGAGAAGACACUGGCUGGAGCAGAUUUCAUCAUGACUCAACUGACCUACGAUAUCGAGGGUUACCAGAAGUUCGAGAAAAUGCUUCGUAACCAUGAGUCUGGUGCUUUCAAGACCAUCCCCAUCAUUCCGGGCUUGAUGCCCAUCCACAGCUAUAAGAUUUUGACUCGAGUGACUAAGCUCAGUCAUGUCACGAUCCCACCUCCUAUUGCCAAACGCAUGGAAGAAUUGAAGCACGACGACGAUGCGGUCAAGCGCGCAGGUGUGGAUAUUGUUAGCGAGAUUGUGGGUGGUAUGAGGGACAUUCCGUCCCCAGGGCCGCGAGGAUUCCACUUCUACACCUUGAACUUGGAGAAGACAGUAUCAUUUAUUCUGGAACAAUGUGAUUUGAUCCCGUCGUUUUCAGAUGCAGGAGAUGCUAUUGAAGAUGAUUCUACAUCAAUUCCACUCGAUUUCCCUGGACGUGUGUUGCGAAGACGCCGUGCAUCCUCUAUCAACUCGCAACCCCACAACCGCGUCAUUGUGGACAAGUUAUCUGUCCAUGGGUCAUCACAGGACUCCAUUCACGAGGCCCAAGCAGCCAGUGCAGGCAUGCCGGCACCCCCGCCAAACCGCAGCACUACUCUUCUCAUCUCUGAGGGUCUUGGUGCUCUUGGCAGAGAAGCAACAUGGGAUGAUUUCCCCAACGGACGAUGGGGUGAUGCUCGCUCGCCCGCCUUCGGUGAGAUCGACGGCUAUGGACCCUCGCUUCAUGUGACUGCCAAUACCGCACGUAGGCUAUGGGGCCACCCAGUGGACUCCAAGGACAUGAGCACACUUUUCCGACGCCACGUCUCGGGAGAGCUACACAUGGUUCCGUGGUCAGAGGGCGGCGCCGAAGAGGAUGGUCAGGGUUUGAAUGCGGAGACUGAGCUGAUUCGACCGGAGUUGUUGAAACUCAUUGAUGGCCGCGGCUGGUGGACACUGGCCUCGCAGCCCGCAGUGAACGGUGUACGCAAUGACCACCCCAUCUUCGGCUGGGGUCCUCAGCGAGAAGGGUUCGUCUUUCAGAAGCCAUUUGUGGAGUUCUUCUGCUCGAACAACGACUACACCAACAUUCUGAAGCCCAUAUUUGCUAAGCACGGCCACGACAAGCUCACCUGGUUCGCGACAAACGUCAAGGGCGAUUUCGAAUCCUCGCUCCCAACCCAGCCUGCCGAUAUGGAGCUCGAUGACCUUGGCGACAAUCCCGACAGUGUCAAUGCUGUUACCUGGGGUGUAUUCCGCGGCAAGGAGAUUGUCACCCCAACCAUCAUCGAGGAAGUGAGUUUCCGUGCUUGGGGCGAGGAGGCUUUCCGAAUCUGGGACGAAUGGCGUCGCAUCUACCCUCGCGGCUCUCCCACUGAAACCUAUCUGGAUACAACCAAGAAUGACGCUUGGCUUGUGUGUGUUGUCGGUCAGCAGUUCGGUGCCGGUACCAAGCGAGGCUCCAAGGAGGAGGAAGAUGAGGUCAAGUGGAUGUGGCGGGUCUUGGCGGGAGAGGAGGUUUAA
Messenger RNA from Penicillium vulpinum, 2199 nucleotides. RefSeq names its product methylenetetrahydrofolate reductase (NAD(P)H) MET12. Gene Ontology annotation, cellular component: cytosol. The record is from RefSeq and is a predicted model, not a curated record. Bases 1 to 2199 code for a protein of 732 amino acids. Gene Ontology annotation, biological process: tetrahydrofolate interconversion. The transcript is spliced from 2 exons. Lineage: Eukaryota; Fungi; Ascomycota; Eurotiomycetes; Eurotiales; Aspergillaceae. Gene Ontology annotation, molecular function: methylenetetrahydrofolate reductase [NAD(P)H] activity; FAD binding.